This is a messenger RNA of Cooperia oncophora, 507 nucleotides long. Lineage: Eukaryota; Metazoa; Nematoda; Chromadorea; Rhabditida; Trichostrongylidae. The record is from the annotation of a GenBank genome assembly.
AUGGACACUGCCGCUAAAGCAACAGCGCAGUAUCUACGGCGUAUACAACAGGAACUUUUAGAACAGGAAGAACGUGAGAAUUGUGGUGGCAGCGUCGUCGCCACGCCUCUACAGCGCUCGCACCUCAUAACAACAGAAAGCUGCCGCUACUCUACUAUCGAGGUCAUGCUAGCUACCCCUAUUUCCAUGGUACUUUACCACGAAAUCGCUCCACAUAAUAAAAAACGCGAGAAGAUCCCCGAAGGCACGCUAUGUGUGGUCUGCGCCGAUCUGGCAAGCGGAAUUCACUACUCUGUACCAAGCUGCAAUGGCUGCAAAACAUUCUUCCGCCGUGCACUUGUUAACAAGCAGACGUUCACGUGCCAGUUCUCGGGCGACUGUGUGGUCGGCAAAUCGGUUCGAUGUGUAUGUCGCAGUUGUCGCUUGAAAAAGUGCUUCGACAUGGGUAUGGAUCCUAAAGGUAAGCGAACCGGAUUUGGUUAUUUGUUAGUUAAGGGUGUGGGGUGA